This is a messenger RNA of Lolium rigidum, 2361 nucleotides long. RefSeq lists its product as uncharacterized. The record is from RefSeq and is a predicted model, not a curated record. Lineage: Eukaryota; Viridiplantae; Streptophyta; Magnoliopsida; Poales; Poaceae. Bases 227 to 2179 code for a protein of 650 amino acids. The transcript has 4 exons.
CCCCGGCUCCAAACACCCUCGCCUCCCACCGUCGCCGUCGCCGCCGUCGCCGUUUCUUUUCUUCCUCAUCGGGGCAUCGAGAUCCCGCUGUCUCUGCCCCGUCCGCAAGUGUCUGAUGAGAUUUUUCUUUUAUCCAGCCAUUAAUUGAAUCCCUCCGACCUUCACGACUUGUGGGUGUGCCGCUGCACGCCCGGCACACCUUCUAGAUCCGCCUCUGCGAACAGGCAUGGUGAAGUCUCCCAACAGCACCCCCAAGGCCAAGGCCAAGGCGGCCUCUGCCGGCGGUGUGGCCAGGCCGUCCCAGGCGAGCGCUUCCAGCCCUGGUUCCGCCAAGAUUUCCAAGUUUAGGAAACGGAAGGCUAAGGUUGCAGCAACAGCUGCUGUGGCAGCCUCCGCGGGUGACGGGUCUGCCUCUGCUUCCGUGCAGAAACCACCCACCGCUUCGCCUGUGGCAUCCUUGAAGCCAACCACGGCAGCGGAAGGAUCAUCUGCUGCCCAGGCGCUUGCACCAAAGGCAGACACCGCUGAAGCAUCGGCUGCAAAGCCGAAGCUGAAGCCGGAUGAUGCUGCAGCUGGCACCAGCAAUGGGGUGGGUGCUAGCGGUGGUGAUGGCAGGAAGAGGGCCAAAAGAGAGCGGAAGAAGGAGAGGUCUAUGGCCUGGAAGGGAAAGGGGAAGGAGGAGGAGGCGCAGGGGCAGGGGAAGAAGGAGGACAGGAAGGAAGACCGGAGCAAGAAAGAAGUGGGGAGUGGUAGCAAGGGAGCAGGGCUUAUUUUCAUGUGCAAUGCACAGACUAAGCCCGAGUGCUUCCGCAACCGCUUGUUUGGAAUGCCCAUGGGCAAGAAAGAGAUGGUGGAGAAGGUCCGACCAGGGACAAAGCUUUUCCUUUAUGAUUUUGACUUGAGGCUGCUAUACGGAGUGUACAAUGCGACAUCAAAGGGCGGAGUGAACCUUGUCCGAGAUGCAUUUAAUGGAAAAUUCCCUGCCCAGGUGAAAUUUAAGACUGAUAAAGAUUGCCUUCCUCUUCCUGAGAGUAGUUUCAAGCAUGCCAUCAAAGAGAACUACAGUGCAAGCCGCAAGUUUGACCCUGAGCUCAACUCUACACAAGUUCGUAGGCUAAUGGACCUAUUCAAGCCUAUCAAUGUACCUCAAUCAGCUCCAGAGGAAAGGCACCGCUAUGAGGAAAGAAGGAAUCUCCAUCAAUAUGAAGAUAGGAGACAUGCAUUGCCCGUUGAAGAAAGACGCCAGCAGGUGGUUGCACAGGUUCCUCCUCCUGAGGACUCAUAUAGGGCACCACGCUUGGCUCCAUUUCCUACAGAGUCCGGACAUGGUCAAUUUUUGACUAAUGUCCAGGGUGAUCAUAUAUAUUAUCAGCAAGCACUUCCUGCACCGGAGUCUCGGCACAUUGCUCUUGCCCCAGAGCCUCGCCAUGUGCCUUCUAUACCAGAGCCUCGACAUGUCCCACUAGCGUAUUACCACCAUUUGGCUCCUUCAUCUGAUGAUUCCUACUACCGCUCUCGAGUGGAUCCAUUGCAUGAGCGCAUUGCCGCCAGAUCACCUCCAAGGGAUUAUAUAGCACAGCCUGGGGAAUUGUCUGCUCGUGCUGACCGCUUGGAGGAGCUCUACCGGACUGGUAAUGUUGCUGUUCGUGGUGCUCGCCUGGAGGAUCUUUACCGUUCAGGAGAGAUUUCUGUUCAUGGUGCUCGUCUGGAGGAUCCUUACCGUCCAAGAGAGAUUGAUGCCCGUGGUGCUCGCCUGGAGGAUCCUUACCGUCCAAGAGAGGUUGAUGCCCGUGGUGCUCACAUGGAAGAUCCUUACCGUCCAGGAGAUGUUGAUGCCCGUGGUGCUCGUGUGGACGAUCUCUACCGCCCAGGUGAGAUUGCUUCUCGUGGUGUUCGUAUGGAAGAUCACUACCGUCCAGGAGAGAUCACCACUCGCGAUGCUCGUGCGGAGGAUCUGUACCAUCCUGGAGGUGUUGCUGCUCGUGGUUCUUAUGGGGAGCUCUACCGCUCUGACCGGCUUGUCACUCGUGCUGUGGAUCCCCCGCGUCAUCCUUAUGAGACUUCAGACCAUGCUUAUGCUGAAACCAGCCAGCGGCCUGUCUCUACAACAAGGGCCAAUGGACCUGGCGUGCCGGUCUCGUCUCUCUAUUCCUUUGCUGGAGCACCUGUCUAUCGAUGAUUAGCUCUCCGCGACGUGCCCUUGAGCUGUCUGUAUUUGCCAAUAGUGCUGGAUGUUUUCCUUUUGGGUAAAGUUAUAUCUCAACUGUAAGAAGUCAGGAUGUUGUCUCUAUGUUGUAUACCUGUUAAACUGCUUAUCCUGUUAAACUGCUUACUGGAUGAAAUGGCAUUCAGGUUCAAACC